UCCUUGCUUCCCCCCCCCCCCCCUCUUUCUCUCUCUACCGCUUCAAUGGCGGUCAACGACCUCAUAUUUUAUCGCCACACCUUCUGACAGACACCCUUCUUCUCACUCAUUUUCCCACUCUAGCACUGCUUUUCCGAUCGGACUUCUUCCUGGUUGUUGCCAACUGUUUCUUUAGGUUAUGGGCAUGAUGGGUGGACGACAAAGGACCUACACCGCUAAUUCCACUGAUUAUAAGCUUCUUGAAGAGAUUGGUUAUGGUGCUAGUGCUACUGUUUUUAGAGCGAUCUAUACUCCCUCGAAUGAAGUCGUCGCCAUCAAGUGUUUGGAUCUUGAUCGCUGCAAUAGUAAUCUUGAUGAUAUACGGAGGGAGGCUCAAACAAUGAGUUUGAUAGAUCAUCCAAACCUUGUAAGGGCUUAUUGUUCAUUUGUUGUUGAACGAAACCUUUGGGUUGUCAUGCCAUUCAUGGCAGAGGGUUCUUGUUUGCACCUAAUGAAGACAGCAUACACAGAUGGCUUUGAAGAGGUUGCUAUUGGUUCUAUCCUGAAAGAGACUCUUAAAGCUUUGGAGUACCUGCAUCGUCAAGGACACAUACAUCGGGAUGUGAAGGCUGGAAACAUACUACUUGAUAGUAAUGGGUCUGUGAAGCUUGCUGAUUUUGGUGUUUCAGCUUGCAUGUUUGAUACAGGUGAUAGACAGCGCUCCAGAAAUACCUUUGUGGGAACUCCAUGCUGGAUGGCACCAGAGGUAUUGCAACCAGGAACGGGAUAUAAUUCCAAGGCUGAUAUUUGGUCCUUUGGUAUUACAGCUUUGGAGUUGGCUCAUGGUCAUGCACCGUUUUCAAAAUAUCCUCCAAUGAAGGUGCUUCUUAUGACCAUACAAAAUGCUCCUCCUGGGCUGGAUUAUGAUAGAGAUAAACGGUUCUCUAAGUCUUUUAAAGAAAUGGUUGCAAUGUGCCUGGUGAAAGAUCAAGCCAAGAGGCCAACAGCUGAAAAACUUAUAAAGCACUCCUUUUUCAAGAAUGCCAAGCCUCCAGAGGUUUCUUUGAAGAAACUAUUCGCUAAUUUGCCUCCUCUUUCACAUCGUGUAAAGGACCUGCAGCUUAAAGAUGCUGCCCAGCUAGCCUUAAAGAAAAUGCCUUCAGCAGAGCAAGAAGCACUGUCGCAGAGCGAGUACCAGCGAGGAGUAAGUGCGUGGAACUUUGAUGUUGAGGAUUUGAAAGCCCAAGCUUCCCUGGUGAAUGAUGAUAUGGCAGAGAUGAAGGAGGAGGAGGAGAAUAUAAAUUCUUGUAGUGUUAAGGAUGCCUUCUAUCCUCGAUCUAUUUUGAGGAAUUUCAAUUCGUGUAAUGAAUCAUCUCAGGAUGAACAUGGAGUAGGAGCAAGUGGUCAGGGAUUGUCACAAGUAGAGUGCUUGAACAAAAGGGGAAACUUUGUGGAAAGUGAUGCUCUGAAAGCAGGGUUGCAAGAAAAAACUGGAAAGAGAAAUGGAACUAGCACUGAAGCAGAAGCUUCUACGUCUGGCCAAGACAUUGUACAAGGCAAGACCAAAACCCAAAUGCCAAAAGGUCGUCAAACUCAAAGUGGUCCACUUUUACCUGGCAUUGUGCUCAGUCAUUCUUUAUCAGAAAGAGUGCGAGGCUCUGAGAGGUUUGAUUCUGAAAUUCAACCAUCUGCUGAAAAAAAUCGCCGAGAAGCACGGCAAGCUCCAAGCUUCAGUGGUCCACUAAUGCUGCCAAACCGCGCCUCAGCAAACAGCCUAUCAGCACCCAUAAAACCUUCUGGAGGGUUUAGAGAUUCAAUGGACGACAAAUCCAAAGCUAAUCUUGUACAAAUUAAGGGGCGUUUUUCAGUGACGUCAGAGAACCUAGAUCUUGUAAAGGAUAUUCCAUUGAGCACAGUUUCACGUCGGUCUUCACAGAACUCUCCUCUACGAAAGUCGGCUAGUGUUGGUGAUUGGAUUUUCGAUUCCAAGCAGUCUGUCAGCCAACCCCCUAAGGAUGCUUCCAACACGAACAUGUCCACAUCAGUUCUUCUGCCUCAUCUUCAGAAUCUUUUCCAUCAGACCUCGAUUCAACAGGAUCUUAUCGUGAACUUGUUGAAUAGCUUACAAACAGCAGACGUGGUUGAUGCUACUCAAAAUGGAAAGUUACCUCCAUUGCCCCGAAGCUCAGAGAAUAAUGGAAGUAGAUCCUCCUUUUGGCAGGCUGAAACAGCGGCAGUUGAGAGAGAGCGUUUACUUUUGCGGAAAGUCUCUGAACUUCAAGCUAGAAUGACGCAUUUGACUUAUGAAUUGACCGCUGAAAAGUUGAAAUACAUUCAAUUACAAGAGCAGUUCAACUCGGCAUCUGGUCAGGAAGAAAAUGAGAUCAAGAGGGAAGAAAAUGUCUAAAAAGGCACGGUGACCCGUGCUACGAUUACUGUAAAGUACGCGCAUUAUAUACAUCUGGGAGAGAAAUAAUUAUGCAGUGAAAUUGUUUUUUAGGAGAAUGUGUAUUGUUGGCAUGUUAAUAGCUCUGUUGUUGAGGCGAAGCCAACAACCAUUUUUCUCAAAUCUCCCAUUCACCAUCUUCAUUUGGUUCUUCAGAGUUGGGUCAGUUGAGAUCCUGAGUGGCAAAUCAGCUCCAUAAACUUCCAUUUUCCUCAGUAGGCCCUCAAAUUUUAUCUUAUUAUUGUCUGGAUGGCCAUGAGAUGGAAAACAAGAAAAAAAACAAAAAAACAAAAAAAAAAACAAAAACAAGAAGAAGAUGAAGAAGAAGAAGAAAAAGCACUUGGAAAAAGCUUUAUUUGUGAAGUUGGCCUCCUACAUUUAUAUUUAUUUGUUCAUAUGUAAUAAUAAUGAAUUAUUAUUAUUUUAUGUCCAAGGACCCAAAACAAGAAGCUUGCAAAAGCAGGCUGACUUGGGGCUUUUUUUCCCCUCUUUAAUCCCCCUUUCUUUUCUGUUUUUAUAUCAACCCUAUAUUCCUCUUUAUCUAUUUUUGAGAUCAUCAGAAGUGGUUGUUUUAUACAAGAAGUUUAGAGAGGAUAGAUCCCACCAAUAAUGUCUUAGAUUUUAAAUGGUUCAUAAUGUAAACAUCCAUGGUUUUUGCUCUUUCA
Molecule: messenger RNA, 3090 nt
Organism: Cucumis sativus (cucumber)
Lineage: Eukaryota; Viridiplantae; Streptophyta; Magnoliopsida; Cucurbitales; Cucurbitaceae
Product: serine/threonine-protein kinase BLUS1
Exons: 21
Coding region: 179-2386 (735 amino acids)
Biological process (GO): protein phosphorylation
Molecular function (GO): ATP binding; protein kinase activity; protein serine/threonine kinase activator activity
Source: RefSeq, a predicted model, not a curated record